AUGAAAAUAUCACACCUUGUGUUCCUCUUUGUUCUAACUCUUUCUUUCUUUGUUUCAUGGGGAGCCACAUCCCCCUUCGAUGUUGAUGAUUCAGUAGAUUUAAUAAGUUGCCUCAAAUAUAAAACCAACAAUGUCACCUUCAUCUCUCAACUCGUUUUCACCCCCCUCAAUUCUUCUUUCCAGUCCAUUUGGGAAGCUAGAGUCAACAAUCUUAGGUUCAUUAAACCCACCACCCCUAAACCAUCCGUCAUCGUGACUCCCAUCGACGAAACACAGAUCCAAACCACUCUUUUCUGCACCAAGAGACACGGAUACCAGAUUAGGAUCAGGUCGGCAGGACAUGACUUCGAAGCCAUCUCGUCUUCUGCUGUAGUGCCGUUUGUCAUGCUUGAUCUUGUCAACAUGAAGUCUAUAGAUGUGGAUGUUGGAAACAAGACUGCAUGGGUCCAGCCUGGUGCACGGCUUGGUGAGCUCUACUACAGUAUUUCUCAAAAGACCAACACCUUGUACUUCCCGGCUGGUGUCUGCCCCACGGUGGGUGUGGGCGGGUACAUGGGCGGCGGUGGGUAUGGAAACCUGGUGAGGAAAUAUGGGACUGCUGCUGAUAAUGUUUUGGAUGUUCGGUUCAUGGAUGUCAAUGGAAAUAUUUUGGACAGGAAGUCGAUGGGCGAAGAUUUGUUUUGGGCGCUUCGUGGUGGUGGUACUUCCAGCUUUGGAAUAGUUCUUGCAUGGAAGCUGAGGUUGGUGCCAGUGCCAGAGAUCGUGACUGUUUUCGGGGUGAAUGUAACACUUGAAGAAAAUGCGACAGAUAUUUUCUAUAAAUAUCAAUAUGUAGCACCAAGAUUGGAUCCGGAUUUGCUUAUAAGAGUUCGGAUAUUCGGCGAAUUUAUAGGCAACACUACGAAUAAAACGAUCCGAUUGUUGUUUCAAGGACUUUAUCUUGGCAAAACUGAUAGCAUGCUUCAAUUGCUAGACAAAAGCUUCCCGGAGCUCAAGGUGAGACGAGAGAAUUGCGAAGAAAUGAGCAUGGUCCAGUCAAGUAUUGUAUUAGCAGAUCAGGGAUGGUCCAGCUCGACCCCAACCGAGGCUAUUGCAAACCAAUCUGCCAUCGUGAGGCUGUACUGGAACUACAAAAUAAAACUAGACUAUGUUAGGACUCCAAUCCCUAAAAGCGGGCUUAGAAAGAUCUGGAGAAAGAUAUUUGAAAACGACCAAUCAGUGAUGUUGGUCGUAUACACUUUUGGAGGGAAGAUGGAGGAGUACUCGGAAACAGCUAUCCCUUAUCCUCAUAGAGCUGGGGUGUUGUUCCAGCUGCUUAAGGGUGUGAAUUUUGCCGAUCAAACUUCAGACACGACCCCAACGUCGCUCAAACGGAUACAAUGGCUGCAAAGUUUGGAAAAGCUUUUGGAGCCAUACGUAUCAAAGAACCCAAGGGAGGCAUAUAUAAACUACAUUGAUCUUGAUUUGGGUGUUGGAAGGGACACUUAUGAGGAAGCAAGCGUUUGGGGUGAGAGGUAUUGGAAGAGAGAAAAUUUUAAAAAGUUGAUUCGAAUCAAGGCCAAAGUGGAUCCAGAGAAUUUCUUUAGGCACCCACAAAGUAUACCGGUUUUUGACUAUCCACUUGUUGCGAGUAGUUGAAGACAUGUAGAAAGCAUAUAAAUUUGCAAUUUUCAACCGGUUCUAGUUCAAGUACUUUUUUUUUUGUUGAAUAAAUUUGCAAUUAAUAAGUGUGGGAGUUUUAAGUGGUUACUUUGACAAUUAUUGUCCUUAAUCCUAGCAUUUUAUGGUGGGAUAAUAAUUUGUUAUCAUUAUUUUGAUCGAUUGUAUAAAAGUUUUAAGAAAACCACAUGUGAACCAUUUA
Molecule: messenger RNA, 1861 nt
Organism: Helianthus annuus (common sunflower)
Lineage: Eukaryota; Viridiplantae; Streptophyta; Magnoliopsida; Asterales; Asteraceae
Product: berberine bridge enzyme-like 24
Exons: 1
Coding region: 1-1638 (545 amino acids)
Molecular function (GO): oxidoreductase activity; FAD binding
Source: RefSeq, a predicted model, not a curated record